Messenger RNA from Anopheles cruzii, 602 nucleotides. RefSeq names its product mitochondrial import inner membrane translocase subunit Tim13-like. The transcript is spliced from 3 exons. Lineage: Eukaryota; Metazoa; Arthropoda; Insecta; Diptera; Culicidae. The record is from RefSeq and is a predicted model, not a curated record. The coding region runs from base 135 to 404 and encodes 89 amino acids.
GCGAUAUUACACAACCAAGUACAAAUAAAGUGUGUAUAUUCCGGUCAUUCGGGGACUAUUUGUCCCGAAUCGUAUUUACCAAAGCUCUCCUAGGAUUGCAUUGCAUUUACUUCUGUAGCAAUCACACUGCCAUUAUGGAAGCUUCGCUGGAAAAUCUGUCCUCCACGCAAAAGGACGAAUUGAUGAGCACAAUCAAACAGAAGAUUGCGAUAGCGAACGCACAAGAACUAGUAACCAAAAUGACCGAGAAGUGUUUCAAGAAGUGCGUUGGAAAACCGGGGCAGGACCUGGAUAGUUCCGAGCAGAAAUGCAUUGCCAUGUGCAUGGACAGGUUUAUGGACUCUUGGAAUGUGGUCUCUCGAGCGUUGACACAGCGUUUACAGCAAGAGCAGUAUAAAGGCUAAACGGAGGAGUCAUGUGGAAGUGGUACCGAAAUGUAAUCAAAGAACGGUUUACGUUCUGCAACCGAAGUCGAUCUUGCGUAAGCUUCCAAGUUUAUUAUCGGGAAAUUUAGGCCGACGAAGGUUUUUGUUUUGAGUUUACCUACUAGCAUAAUAAAUCAUCCCCGGAACGUUAAAUACCGCAGGACACUUCUAAUCAUC